AGAUUUAUCAAGGACUUUUCUAAAAUCUCUAGACCUCUUUGUAAUUUACUUGAAAAAGAUUCUGCUUUUGUUUUUAAUGACAAUUGUUUGCAGGCAUUCAAUUUAUUGAAGGAGAAACUCACUUCUGCACCAGUGAUCGUUGCACCUAAUUGGGAGCUCCCGUUUGAGCUGAUGUGUGAUGCCAGCGACUAUGCUGUAGGAGCAGUACUUGGGCAAAGGAGAGGUGAAAAGAGAUUGCUCCAGUUGAAUCAGAUGGCUGAGAUGAGAGAGGAAGCAUAUGAAAAUGCUAGGAUAUACAAGGAGCGAGCCAAGCGAUGGCAUGAUAGGAACAUCCUAAAGCGAGAGUUUUUGCCUGGUCAGAAAGUCCUAUUAUACAACUCUCGCUUGAAGUUGUUCCCAGGUAAGUUAAAAUCUCGAUGGUCUGGACCAUUUGUUAUUUCUAAUGUUUUUCCCUAUGGUGCAGUUGAGCUGAAGUCAGAAGAUGACCGCACUUUUAAAGUAAACGGUCAUCUUCUCAAGCAUUACUUUGAAGGGGAAAAUAUUGAUGGUGAUGCCACUACGGUGGAUCUAGCAAAUUCGGUUGAAGAACUGGAAAAGUCGAACUAACGACUAUAAACUAAGUGCUUCAUGGGAGGCAGCCCAUGUCUGAGAGCUAAAGUCCCUGUUGGCUCUCAAUUCUUUUGCUUCAUUUGUUUUAUUUUGAUUUGCUGUUGGUUUGUACUUUAUCAAGCACCCACUCAUUGGGUAGACUUGGGAUAUUUGCUAUUUGAUUGUUUUAGUUAAGAUGGAU
Molecule: messenger RNA, 790 nt
Organism: Punica granatum (pomegranate)
Lineage: Eukaryota; Viridiplantae; Streptophyta; Magnoliopsida; Myrtales; Lythraceae
Source: RefSeq, a predicted model, not a curated record